Xyrauchen texanus (razorback sucker) is the source of this 3225-nucleotide messenger RNA. Its product is annotated as aminopeptidase N-like. The record is from RefSeq and is a predicted model, not a curated record. Gene Ontology annotation, molecular function: DNA-binding transcription factor activity; zinc ion binding; peptide binding. The transcript is spliced from 20 exons. Gene Ontology annotation, cellular component: cytoplasm. Gene Ontology annotation, biological process: proteolysis; positive regulation of DNA-templated transcription; peptide catabolic process. The coding region runs from base 7 to 3036 and encodes 1009 amino acids. NCBI's taxonomy places the organism in Eukaryota, Metazoa, Chordata, Actinopteri, Cypriniformes, Catostomidae.
UCAAGCAUGGGGAAAGGUUUCUACAUCAGUAAAACUGUCGGGAUAGUGGGGAUUGUGCUAGCUGCUGGAGCGGUAGCCACAAUCAUAGCCCUCUCGGUGGUCUACUCCCAAGAGAAGGCCAAGAACAAUGAGAAUGAGGUUCAACUGACCACCCCAAGAACAACAGCAGCAACAGGUUUGGUUCCAACAACAUCAGGAACAAUCACAGGUUUGGUUCCAACAACAUCAGGAACAAUCACAGGUUUGGUUCCAACAACAUCAGGAACAAUCACAGGUUUGGUUCCAACAACAUCAGGAACAAUCACAGGUUUGGUUCCAACAACCGCUCCAUCCAAUGAGCCUUGGGAUCAGUGGCGGCUUCCUCAAACCCUGCUUCCAGAAUCUUACAAUGUCACCCUAUGGCCACGGCUCCAGCCGGACCCUAAUUUGGGUGUCUACUACUUCACAGGGAUGUCCAGCGUGGUUUUCAAAUGUGUGCAAGAGACAGAUCUCAUCCUCAUUCACUCCAAUAAGCUGAACCUGACCUCAACAGAUGGAUAUCAAGCAAGACUGUUGGGACUUGGUACCACAGUGGUGCCCACAAUACAGAAAACCUGGAUGCAGGAGACAACUCAGUACCUUGUCAUAGAGUUGAAGAGCAAACUGAAACCUGGGGACUUUUAUGCGCUUUACACAGAGUUUGUAGGGGAGCUUGCAGAUGACCUGGCGGGGUUUUACAGGAGUGAAUACAAUGAGAAUGGAGUAAAAAAGAUAGUUGCCACCAGCCAGAUGCAUCCCACACAUGCUCGCAAAACUUUCCCAUGUUUCGAUGAACCUGCAAUGAGAGCAGUUUUCAACAUCACUCUUGUCCAUGACAUGGGAACCGUCGCCCUGUCCAAUGGAAUGGAAACUGAGAAAGUGGACACCAUUCUUGAGGGCCAAGCUGUUACGGUGACAACAUUUGAAUCCACAAAGAAAAUGUCCACCUAUCUAUUAGCACUGAUUGUCAGUGACUACACAAAUGUUAUAUCAGCGGAACAGACUUUGAUACGGAUAUGGGCCCGUAAGAAAGCCAUUGAGGAUGGCCAUGGGGAUUAUGCCUUGAGGAUAACUGGACCAAUUCUCAUGUUCUUUGAAAAAUAUUAUAAUGUACCAUAUCCACUCUCUAAAUCAGACCAGAUUGCUCUGCCAGAUUUUUACUUUGGGGCAAUGGAGAACUGGGGGCUUGUGACAUACAGAGAGACAAACCUUCUGUAUGAUUCAGUCAUCUCUUCCAAUGCAAACAAGGAGAAAACAGCAACCAUUAUAGCCCAUGAACUGGCACACAUGUGGUUUGGCAACCUUGUGACUCUGAGGUGGUGGAAUGAAGUUUGGCUGAAUGAAGGUUUUGCCUCUUAUGUAUCAUAUCUUGGUGCAGACUUUGCUGAACCAUCUUGGAAUGUGAAAGAUCUGAUUAUCCUCAAAGAUGUACACCGUGCUUUUUCUGUGGAUGCUCUGGCUUCCUCUCAUCCCCUGUCUUCUAAAGAGGAAGAUAUUACAAAGCCAGAGCAGAUCAGUGAGCAGUUUGAUGCAGUGUCCUAUAGCAAGGGGGCGUCAGUGCUGAGAAUGCUCUCAGACUUCCUCACCGAACCUGUGUUUGUCCAAGGGCUAAAUACAUAUCUAGACACGUUUGCCUAUCAAAACACAGUAGGUGAAGAUCUGUGGAAGCACCUUCAAAUUGCAGUUGAUAAGACUGGAACAGUUCUUCCCUUAAGUGUCAAAGAAAUAAUGGACCGUUGGGUUCUUCAAAUGGGCUUCCCAGUGGUCAUGGUCAACACUACGACAGGCCAGGUCUCCCAGAAGCACUUCCUUCUGGAUCCUGACUCCAUAGUGGAGCGACCAUCUCCAUUCAAUUAUGAAUGGAUUGUGCCCAUCAACUGGAUGAAGGCAGAAGUGGAGCAGUCACGAUUUUGGCUCCUGGAAAGAACUGGUAUUAAUGAAUUCCCACAAAAUACAACUGGAAAUGAGUGGGUUUUGGUAAAUCUGAACAUCACAGGAUAUUUCAGAGUGAAUUAUGACACUGACAACUGGGAGCAUCUACUGAAUCAGUUGACUGAGAACCACAAGGUCAUCCCAGUCAUCAACAGGGCUCAAAUUGUGGAUGAUGCUUUUAACCUUGCAAGGGCAAAGAUGAUUCCUGUCACUUUAGCACUCAGCACUACAAAAUAUUUAUUUCAAGAAAGAGAAUAUAUGCCAUGGCAGUCUGCUCUUGACAAUCUGGAUUAUUUCUACCUGAUGUUUACACAAACUGAUGUCUAUGGGUUUUUACAGAACUACCUCAAGAAGCAAGUGACCCCCCUUUUUGCAUAUUUCAAGAAUAUUACAGAGGAUUGGUCACAUGUACCCUUUGGACAUACAGAGCAAUACAAUCAGGUAAAUGCUAUUAGAGUUGCAUGCAGCACUGGUGUAGAUGGCUGUCAAAACCUUACCUUAAGCUGGUUCAGACAGUGGAUGGACCUACCAAACCACAACCCGAUUCACCCCAACUUGAGGUCUACAGUGUAUUGCAGCGCUAUUGCUGCAGGUGGCUCUGAUGAGUGGGAUUUUGGCUGGCAAAUGUUUAAGAAUGCCACCAUUGCUAUAGAAGCUGAUAAACUCAUGUCAUCCCUGUCUUGUACAAAAGAUCGCAAUCUUUUAGAAAGGUACCUUGAAUAUACGCUUGAUGCAUCAAAGAUCCGUAAACAGGAUGCUACAUCUGUUAUUGUGUAUAUUGCCAGCAACCCAGAUGGUCAGACACUGGCUUGGGAAUUUGUCAGAAAGAACUGGGAGUACAUGUUCACAGAGUAUGGUGUUGGGUCCUUUAACUUUGCCAACCUUAUAAGUGGCAUAACCAAAUCAUUUUCAACAGAAUCAGAACUUGAGCAGCUUCAGCAGUUUAAGAGUGACAAUGCAGAGAUUGGAUUUGGCCCGGGAGCAACAGCUCUGGAACAGGCCAUCGAGACGACAAAAGCCAAUAUAAAAUGGGUGACCGAAAACCUGACAGAAAUUAAAGACUGGCUUAUGGCUGAAACAGCUUAAACACAUUGCACUCUCUACAAUUGACAUCAGUCUUUUGUGUGUUCUGUAUAAAGGAUGCUAAAGAAAAAAAAUAUUCUUGUCUGUAUAGGAGGACAGUGUAUAUAUUAAAUUAAAGGUGCACCCAGUAUCCAAAAUAAUUGUCAUUUUAUAACAUAUGUAUAAACCAUGACCACUCACAUGAGAAAACAU